AUGUCGCCGCGAACGAGACAGAGCUCUGAAGCAGAUGCCCUCGAACUCAUUGCUCUACUUAACCGUGACCCGGUGCAACCCGGAGGCGUUACCAUCUACAAAGAAUUAAACAUCAGUAGCAAACAUGAAGAGAAGUUUGCAAUACUCCUCCACCGCGUCGUCAACCGACCCGAAGGCCUACCUUUCAUUUGGAGCGGUGAUCCUGUCGCCAUUGCGGAACUGACCGAGCAAUUCCUCCGCAAAAAAGAAUGCAGGAGAUUCUGGCCAUGGCAACUGUUUGCAACUAGACACAAGUGGUUCCGGCAGCUGUUGACGGAAAAACUCACUAGCAUUUUCACGUACAUAUCUGCAGUCAUCAACGCUGAUGGGUUCGAUAACUACGAAGACAAUUUCAUAUACGAGUGCCGACCACGAUCCAUAGACGAGUUUCUUGAGUGGUAUGAAAAGCGGUUGGAUGCAAGGGAGGAGCUGACACAUAACCUGAAACAUGUCAUCGAGACCCACAUGGAGAAGGAGGAUUUCGAAUAUUACAACGCUCAGCUCAAGGAGUUCGAAGACGGGAAGGCCCCCAAGCCAAUUUGGGUCAAAACUCGUUGGGCUGGAUAUUUCAAACCAGUCGGUACAGAGGAAGUCGGCACAGAAGGAGUCAGCAUAGAGGAAGUCGGCACAGAAGGAGUCGACACAGAUGGAGUCAGCAUAGAGGAAGUCGGCACAGAGGAAGCCCCAGCAUCAGUUCAAGAUCAAGAUCAGGAGAUGUAG
This is a messenger RNA of Endocarpon pusillum Z07020, 759 nucleotides long. RefSeq lists its product as uncharacterized. Lineage: Eukaryota; Fungi; Ascomycota; Eurotiomycetes; Verrucariales; Verrucariaceae. The record is from RefSeq and is a predicted model, not a curated record. The transcript has 3 exons. Bases 1 to 759 code for a protein of 252 amino acids.